UUGCUGAUUUCACUUUUAUAAAAUCGAAAACCCACUCAUGCUCGUGACUCUGCAAUAAACCCUCUACCAAACUCCACUUUCUAGCUUCGUGAACCCCAAAAAAACCCACGCGAAGGAGCCGAUAAAGGGGAGCUACUGCUACAGUCUACAUAGCAGUCACGAAACCCUUCUAGUUAAAAGAUUUCAAAAAAAUGUUUCUCAAAGUACAAUUAAACUGGAACGUGGUAAUCCCAGCUGAAAGCCUAGACAUCAAAGGGCUAAUGUUACAAAAAGCCAUUCUCAUCCGCCUACUCGAUGACUUCUCCACCAAAAGAGCCACCAAAGACCUGGGCUACCUCCUAGCGGUAACCACCCUGGACAAGAUCGGAGAAGGCAAAGUCCGGGAACAUUCCGGCGAUGUUCUUUUUCCGGUGACCUUCACAUGCCUCUCUUUCAAGGUGUUCAAGGGUGAGAUUGUUGAAGGGGUUGUUCACAAGAUCUUGAAACAUGGUGUUUUCAUGAGGUGUGGGCCCAUUGAGAAUCUUUAUUUAUCGAAUCAAAAGAUGAGUGAUUACGAGUAUCAGAUUGGGGAGAGUCCGUGUUUUUUGAAUAUGAAAACGGGGUCGAGGAUUGAGAAGGAUGUGGGGUUGAGGUGUGUGGUGAUUGGGGUGAAGUAUAUGGAGGCCAUGAAGGAGAUUCAAGCGGUUGUUGGGUUGGAAGGGGAUUAUUUGGGUCCGGUUUAGGAAUAAUUUGGUAAAAUAAAGUUUAAGGAUGAUGUGGAUGUGGAUGUGGAUGUAAUUUGGUAGGAAGGUUUGUUUGAUUUGAAAUGUAUUGUUGUGGUACUUUGGAUUUGGUGUAGGUUGUUUAUAGGUUUGGUUCAAGUUUGGAUCGGUAUCAAUUUGGACCAUGAAGUAAUUAGAUGUUUUUGGUCCUUUUAAUUUGGAAAAUAUAAAAUCUAAAUUUUAAGUUUUGAAUA
Messenger RNA from Lactuca sativa (garden lettuce), 955 nucleotides. It is a transcript of the gene NRPE7, whose product is annotated as RNA polymerase Rpb7-like, N-terminal domain-containing protein. Lineage: Eukaryota; Viridiplantae; Streptophyta; Magnoliopsida; Asterales; Asteraceae. Gene Ontology annotation, biological process: DNA-templated transcription initiation; DNA-templated transcription. Gene Ontology annotation, molecular function: single-stranded RNA binding; single-stranded DNA binding. The record is from RefSeq and is a predicted model, not a curated record.